Molecule: messenger RNA, 726 nt
Organism: Oxyura jamaicensis (ruddy duck)
Lineage: Eukaryota; Metazoa; Chordata; Aves; Anseriformes; Anatidae
Gene: HOXB13
Product: homeobox B13
Exons: 2
Coding region: 1-726 (241 amino acids)
Biological process (GO): regulation of transcription by RNA polymerase II
Molecular function (GO): RNA polymerase II cis-regulatory region sequence-specific DNA binding; DNA-binding transcription factor activity, RNA polymerase II-specific
Source: RefSeq, a predicted model, not a curated record
AUGAACCCCAGCUACCCGGCGGAGGAGCCGGUCAAGCCGUGCCUGGCCGCCCCGCCGGGCCCCGCCGCCCCGCCGGGCCCCGCCGCCUCCGCCCCGCUGCCCUACGGAUACUUCGGCAGCGGCUACUACUCCUGCCGCGUCGCCCGCAGCGCCCUCAAAACGGGUCCGGCCCAGGGCCCCUUCCCCCCCGAGAAGUACCUGGACCCCCCCGUGGGCAGCGAGGACUUCCAGAGCCGCCCUGCGGAGUUCGCCUUCUACCCCGGUUACGGGGCCCCCUACCAGCCCGUCGCCGGGUACCUGGACGUGUCGGUGGUGCCGGGGCUGGGCGGCCCCGGGGAGACACGGCAUGAGACGCUGCUGCCCGUGGACGGUUACCACCAGCCGUGGGCUCUGGGCGGCAGCUGGAGCGGCCAGAUGUGCUGCCCCAAAGAGCAGGGCCAGGCCGGGUACCUCCUGAAAUCCGCCUUUGCAGACGCCACCACGCAGCUGCCCUCCGACGGCUGCUCCUUCCGCCGGGGACGCAAGAAGAGGGUCCCGUACAGCAAGGGGCAGCUGAAGGAGCUGGAGAAGGAGUACGCCAGCAGCAAAUUCAUCACCCGUGACAAAAGGAGGAAGAUCUCUGCCACCACCAACCUCACGGAGAGACAGAUUACCAUCUGGUUCCAGAACAGACGGGUGAAAGAGAAGAAAGUCGUCGCCAAAAUCAAAAGCAGCAGCACUCCGUAA